GGCUCUGCGGGGGCCAUUAGUGAGGCUCUCAAUGUAUAAUAGGAGGCCGACCAUAAGGUACAUCGCAAUGAGCAUCAAACACUCAACAUGAGUUUUACUCCUCAAUCAUAUCAUAGUGGAUUAAAGUUUUAGUGUCUACCUAUACUCCAUAAAUAUUCAUUCAUUCCUUUUAUCCAAAACCAUUCACCACCGUCAUGGGUAUUCUUCAUUUUCGCUCUCGACGAGCAACAUCAACGCAAACGCUUCCACUGAGGCCUUCCCAGCUUUCAACACACAGUGGAAAUGAACCAUGGACCUCUCAUUUGCCAUAUCAUCGACACUAUUCUCGGGCGCGCGACAUUGAGCACAGAGAAAAUAGCUACGAAAGUACCAGUGAAAGCUCAGGCGACGAAUCUUGUUGUGAGCCCGAGUCUGAGCAAUGGAAAAACAGCACAUUGCUCAGCGACCCCAGGACCCAACUUGGGAGGCAGCAUUUACUACCAGUGGCUCGGGAACAGUUUCAAAAGUUCGUCUCGGAAGUUAUCUACACUGAGCCACCGCGAGCACAACAAGAAUGCGGAAACGAAUCAGUAUGGCCGCUUCCGAUGGACACAAUUACGGAGGGCAAUGAUCAAUAUUGCACAAGCGACGACUCUUUUGUUAUCAUACCAACAUUGGAGAGAUACUUCCACUACCGCUGCCCAUUCCACGCCUCCAACCCAAGGAAAUACCAAAGCUGUCUGGUUCAUCACGAACUCCAUUCGAUUGAGAGUGUGAUAAAGCACGUAAAACGGCAUCACGCUAGGCCGCCUUACUGCCCAAGAUGCUCCAAGGUUUUUGAGACCGUGUCAAAAUGCGACAGGCAUAUCCUGGAUAGAAGAUGCAGAGCCAGGCCUCUUAGAAUUCCCGACGGUGUCAAUUUCUACCACAAGAGCAGGCUCUCAAUGAAAGAUAACCAUCAACUGUCGGACCAAAGCCGUUGGGAGCGAAUUUAUAAGAGGAUAUUCCCAGAGUCAGCACACUGUCCUUCGCCAUAUUUAGACACUGGGGCCGGGCUAGCAGUAUCUAUGGUGAGAGAUUUCUGGAGACUGCAAGGACAAGAUGUCAUAUCAGAAUUUCCAGGAGCCCAGAAUUGGGCUACCUCCGACCAAGAGCAUAUUCUCGUUGCACUUUUUGAGCUGGUCCUGUUUGAUCUCAUUGGGCAAAUUGUAGAGGAAGGUUGAGGUUUAGGGCGACAAUGUGAUCUACUGAUGGGAGUUCUGGACCAUAUAUGCAUAUCUCAUUCUUAAUAUAAGUAUUAGUUAUUAAGAGUUUAUUAAAAUAACUAACACAUAAUAGCUAGAGUAUUCUUAUAUUUUAGGAUAUAAUAUUACCUCUAUUGUUAAA
Messenger RNA from Fusarium redolens, 1365 nucleotides. RefSeq lists its product as uncharacterized. Bases 195 to 1202 code for a protein of 335 amino acids. The transcript has a single exon. NCBI's taxonomy places the organism in Eukaryota, Fungi, Ascomycota, Sordariomycetes, Hypocreales, Nectriaceae. The record is from RefSeq and is a predicted model, not a curated record.